CUGAGUCAGCACAUUCUGCCACGCCAUUUAUGAGGGAAACCAGCUCAUGCUGACAGACCAUAGAUAUAUAGAGUGUUUAUGCUGUGUUGUAUACAAGUGAGUGAGCUUUGUAAAAUAUCCUGAACUGUCUGUAGUACGCGCUCUGUGAGCUAGAAAACUGGUAAAGAAUUAUUAAGAUGAGUGGUAUCAAGAUAAAGACAUUACAACAGAAGACCUUCGAGGUUGACAUUGAGCACACAGAAACAGUGAGAGCUCUCAAGGAGAAGAUCGAGGAAGAUAAGGGAAUGGAGUUCCAAGCCGAUUUAUUAAAGCUUAUAUAUGCUGGAAAAAUACUGGAGGACAGCCAACCAUUGUCUAAGUAUAAAAUACAACCGAGUGGCUUUGUCGUUGUCAUGGUGAGCAAGUCUCGUCCCCCUCCAAAACCAGCAGCAGAAGAGUCAUCUGAAGCCACGACAACCAGCGUAGAAGCAUCUACCACAGCACAAGAAACGCCCACCAGUCAGCAGCCUCCAGAAGCAACGGCCACCACUUCAGAGUCUGAAGGAGGGGUCUCGAGGAUGGAAACAAGUGAGGCCACACCCACAGUCACGCCCUCAGCCCAAGGGUCGGACACCAUAGAGAGUAGGAGUGAAGGGUCUCUCCUUCAAGCUGGCUCUACUCUAGUGACUGGCCCGGACCUGGAUGAGGCUACAAGCAACUUGAUGGCACUGGGCUAUGAGCAAGACCAAGUAAUCAGGGCCCUCAAUGCAAGCUUCAACAACCCGGACAGGGCAGCCGAACUGCUCAUGACUGGUAAUGUACCAAACGACCCUAUACCCACUGCUCCGGAGGGGAUGGAGGAGGAGCCGGGGGAGCAGCCCUCUAGGGAUAUCCCCCCUGGCCAACAAGGGGAGGGAGAGUCUGCCGGUGGACCACCGCCAGCAAAUCCUUUUGAGUUUCUUCAAGACAGACCUCAGUUUCAGCUGCUGCGUACUUUGGUCCAACAGAACCCUGGGUCCUUGCCCAAUCUCCUCCAACAGAUAGGACAGGCCAAUCCACAGCUCUUGCAGUUGGUCUCAUCUAAUCAACAAGCUUUCAUUGACAUGCUCAACCGUCCCUCACCAGGCGAGGGGGUAGGGGCAGGUCCAGUGGCGGGAGCGGGGGCGGGGGCUCCCCCUCAAAUACCACAGGGGCUUUCCCCUCAAAUACCACAGGGGCUUCCCCCUGGAGCAGUAUCCAUACAAGUGACGCCAGAGGAGAAGGAAGCCAUUGAAAGGCUGAAGGGGCUCGGGUUUGCAGAGAGUGCUGUGAUCCAGGCCUUCGUUGCUUGUGACAAGAACGAGGAAUUAGCUGCCAAUUUCUUGCUUAGUGAAAAUGACAGAGACUGACUGUAGCUGUUUGGUGCAACCAUUUACUACUUCUAUGUAUACCUUUAUAGCCUCUAUUAUGUUGUGCUUCUAAAUUAUUGAUGUAUUAAUUGUUAUUGCCAGUUUCAA
Messenger RNA from Halichondria panicea, 1475 nucleotides. RefSeq names its product UV excision repair protein RAD23 homolog A-like. Gene Ontology annotation, molecular function: damaged DNA binding; ubiquitin binding; polyubiquitin modification-dependent protein binding. Gene Ontology annotation, biological process: nucleotide-excision repair; proteasome-mediated ubiquitin-dependent protein catabolic process. The record is from RefSeq and is a predicted model, not a curated record. The transcript is spliced from 10 exons. Gene Ontology annotation, cellular component: cytosol; nucleoplasm. Lineage: Eukaryota; Metazoa; Porifera; Demospongiae; Suberitida; Halichondriidae. Bases 177 to 1367 code for a protein of 396 amino acids.